AUGGAGAUCCCACCACCUCCCCAGGGAGCCUGUUCCAGCGCUUCACCCUCCUAGGGGGAGAGUUUUUCCUAAUAUCCAACCUCAACGUCCCUUGCUGCAACGUGAGCCCCUUGCUCCUUAUUCUGCCGUCUGCCCCACUGAGACCAGCCCAGCUCCAUCCUCUCUGCAGCCCCCCGGCAGGGAUUUCAUAGAUGUCAAGGGCUGGAAGGGACCUUGGAAGAUCACUGAGUCCAGCCCCGAGUCCCAGGGCAGGAAGUCAGCUCGGGUCCAAGGAUCCCAGCAAGAUAAGCGUCCAAAUGUUUCGGAGCUGAAGGCUGCUAUCAAAUCCCCCCUCGGUCUUCUCUUCUGCAGACUAAAUCAGCCCGUUUCCCUCGGCCUGUCCUCAUAAAUCAUGUGCCCCAGCCCUCUGUGCUGGACUCCCUCCAGCAGACAUUGUUCCACAAUAUCCCUCUUCUCAUGCUCGAAGCUGCCUUCUCAUUUCCAGCCUGAAUGCAUUCACUCUCUACCCCAUCCUCUCUUGUGCCAGCCUUGCCUGUUGGCUUCAGCCGCUCCGCUCCGCUCCGCUCCUUCCUUGGUGGCAAUGUGAUGGUGGAGCCCCUCUCAGCCCUAGCUUGCCAAGCUUGGCAAACCGGGCUUGCAGCCCCCGCUGGCGAGGGAGGCUCGCCGUUGCCCCGGGCGUGCGAGCGGCUCCAAGUCUGUCGAACUCAUCUCUGUUGCACGUGGGCACCGGGAGCUGAACGCACCGGUCUAGAUGAAGCCUCACCGAUGCCAUGUUCCUUGGUCGUUGGCGCAGACCAACGCCCUGCCGAGUGCGUGACCCUGCCUGCCGCCGGUCUUUAAUGUGCCCUUCGACUUCUCACCUGGCUCCAAGGGUGAAAGCCACCUGCUUUCCUAUGGGCUGCCUAUCGGCUUAGCUGGAGGUUGCUGUGAACAGGUCACCCAGAGCGGUGGUGGGGUCUCCAUCCUCGGAGGUGUUUAAGGCCCAGGUAGACGAAGCCUUGGCUGGGAUGAUGUAGCUGGGGCUGGUCCUGCUCGGAGCAGGGGUCGGACUAGAUGUCUGAGGUCCAUCCCACCCUCACUCUCUGUGAGUCGACCUUUCAUAUACAGGUCGCAGCAUCUUAACAUGCACAGUAGCUGCAAGCACACCCCUCGUCCCCCCUUCCAAGGCAGAGGACCCGCUGGCCUCUGCAGCGUCUGGUCCUGUGCACUCGUACGCGCACUCUCACAGACGUCACCAGGUCUGCGCUGAGAGAUUGCACCUUUCUGUGAAAUCUUGCACGGGAGCGCCUGAAGCAGCAGCUCGGCAGCUGGCCCCUCUGCAUGAGUGAACACCCUUGUGUGUCUACUAUGAAAUGAAGCUCAGGACAUUUGUCUUAAAAAUUCUGGGUUGAUAUUGAACUUUUUUCCCCGUCAGGAGCAGGUCUGAGAUCUUGGUUUCGGCCGCGCUUGAUGAAUGUCUCACAUCAGCUACCUGCCAUGCCGGGGUCCUAGUGAAGCCACCUCGGUCCGUCCUGCAAGCAGCGGGGGACCCUCGCGUCCCCUGUGUUUCUGUCCUGAUCUCAGCCAGGCGAGUCCUGCCCCUGCCCCAGCAGGUUGAUUGCAAUGACCUGUUGUGCAAGGAUGUUCACAAGUCUUAAUUUUUUGCAAUUGUGUUGGGAGGAAGCAACAAAAAAAAAUUGCUCCUUCUCAACCCCCACCCUGUUGCAGAAAUAUCCUCAUUCCUAAGUCAAUGUGGAUUAUAAAAGGGUUGUGUGCUGCAUCUUGGCACCAGAGGAAAAGAGGGCAACAAGGAGACGGAGCUGUGCUUUGCUACGGACUCGGAGCCGAAGGGAGAAGUUUCCAGAGCUGAUAAAGGUAAUAACAUCCCCGCUGCUACCUGCCUGGUUCGUUGCCGCGUGCAAUGGAAACGAUUUUUAAAUGAGAGUGAGUGGUCAUACAUGCAUCUUCCUCGAACAACGUGAAUAUUCAUUUUGCUGCUAAAGAUGUUUAAUUUGGUGACUUUUCACUCCUUCCCCAUACUGCUACCCUGCCUGGCUGUAUUUCGCAUAAAUGCUUCUUCAGUGUUGCUUUUUUAGGGUAAUUUUAUCAGUUUUGAAAAUGUUAAGGGGGGAAAAAUAAAAGGCAGCUUCAUUGCCUGUUGUCACACCUCUGCUACCCGGCUUUGGGAGGAGCAGAGCAUCAUGGGAAAAUCCUUUUUUUGGGCUGAAGCCUGAAAUUUCUGCUGGGCUUUUCCUAACCCUGUGCACACAUGAAAUUCCCAUGGGCAAAGGCGAGACUUGUACCCGAGAAAGGACCGAGUUAAAAUCUUCAGGAUUCAGCCCGUGCUUUUAUUAAGGCAUCAGACCUCUCGGCCGGGGCCGGGGCCGGGGCUGGGGCCUCCCUCCUCUGCUGUGCUCGGAUGCUGGGCUGCCUAACGGAGGUUGGCUUUCUCUGCAGGCAUCACACCCGAAGAUGUUGAAGCUUUUGGGGAUUGUCCUCUUCUGCGGCCUGCUGACCCCAGUGCAGGGACCGGAUCCUGGUGCCAGCUUUCUUGUCAGUCGAGGGGAAAUUGUAAAUUUUGUUGCAGAGACCCUGGUCAAGAAUGGACUUCUCCUGGAGAAUCUCAAGGCCAUCAAGAUCCCAGACAUCGUGAGGGAAGGGAGCCUGCUCAGCGCACUUUUAAAGAUCACUGGAUUGCAUAUUGUCGAUAUGCAGCUUCCCGUCGUGUCACUAGAGCUGCUGCCUAGUGCUGAAUGCCGUGUGAGAGUCUACAGCAAGCUAGAAAUCCAGGGUGACUAUUUGUUUGGCGCCGUUCCUGACCCAAUCGACAUCUUUGCAGCAGUGAACAUCACAGUAAAACUCAGGAUUGCGGACUACUCGUCAGGCACCUACCAAGUCGUCUUUGAAGACUGCCACUUCGUUCUUGUCUCCAUCGACAUCAGCCUCCUCUCCGGGUUACUGCCUGUGUCGGUGAACAACUUGGUGUCCAGCACCCUGAGGAACACGCUGCCUUCCCUGCUGUGUCCAGUCCUUUACGCUGUCUUCAACUUUGUGAAGACGCAUGCGGAGUCCACCAUGAACAUGGUACUCCAGGUUGGUGCAGUCGGGUCGAUCGAGUAUCAGCUGGCCAGCCUUCCCCUGCUUUUCGAGCAACACACUCGUCUGGAUUUGAGUACACUGGUGCAGCCGGCGGAAGGAGGCAGUGUCGCCCCCGCAGCCGGCUCUGCCCCCGCUGCCCUGCCUCCGCUGCGGGGCAACGUGCUAAACCUGGGGCUGACGGAGGCUUUCCUGAACACCGCGCUGCCCAUGCUAGCCCAGAUCCAGCGCCAGGUGUUUGCCUUCAGCCCCGACGUGGUCUCCGAGGCCCCGCAGCUCACGGAUGCCAUCCUGGCUCUGAUUCCUCCUGGGUGUUCCCGCUGCCCGGUGUCGACGCCUCUGAGCAUUGUGAUAACAGAGGCUGGAGCUCCCGUCAUUGCUCUAGAGGCAAACAAAGCCACCGUCAAGCUCCCUGUCCGGAUCCUGGUGUUCACUAAUCUCGCCGAUGGCACCGUCUUGACCGUCCUCGCCCUGGAGGCGGAUCUCGCUUUGAACGCCGACAUCUCCGUCAGCGACGACCACCUGCUGAUCGAAGCGUCCCUGGACAGCGUUGCUCUCGUCCUGGAAUCGUCCGACGUCGGCAUCGUCCACGUCUCCGAUCUCGUGCGGCCGAUGCACAACCUGCUGGAGGAAGCAUACGUGCCACCCCUCAAUGAGGCUCUGCGUGUUGGCAUCCCGCUCCCAAAACUGAUGAACAUCGACUUUACUGGGGCUGUCGUUCAAAGUUUGGAGGACCUGCUCGUGUUGUACGUGUGAGCUGGAAAGCCCGAAGCACGAAGAGGUCUUUCUCAGUACACGACUGGCAGAAGAAAGAAACAAAGGAAAGGCACUCUUUGUCUGACAUUACCCUUUCUCUCUUAGUCUUUUCUAAAUUUGAUUACAAAAAGUUCGGUUAGAUUUUCAGACAGUUUAGACCUAAUUUGCACGUGUAAUUACUAAAAGGCAUCUUCAGAAUCAAGCAGUGGGUCGAUGGGAGGAUGCACGAAUAUAUCUAGUUGGUUGACUUCCUGCGGCUUGUGUGAUACGGGUUUCGGUAGCUGCGUGCGAGGCGAGGGGGCCAAGCUGUGAAAAUCUAGUGCCUUGAGGAAAACUGGAUGAAGUUUUACAUAGGGGCGAGUGCGCUAGGUUUAGUGAGAGGAAAACACAUUCUCGCUGCAGGGAGUUUUCCCCCCUCGCUAAUCGAGGGAGUUUGUAGCAGGACCACGAGCUGAGGGUUGGACAGCCGCGUUUGACUUCUUGUGUAACUCCUCUAAUAAACAUUUCUGCCUUCUC
Molecule: messenger RNA, 4347 nt
Organism: Alligator mississippiensis (American alligator)
Lineage: Eukaryota; Metazoa; Chordata; Crocodylia; Alligatoridae
Product: BPI fold-containing family B member 4
Exons: 15
Coding region: 2452-3831 (459 amino acids)
Molecular function (GO): lipid binding
Source: RefSeq, a predicted model, not a curated record